Zygotorulaspora mrakii is the source of this 1641-nucleotide messenger RNA. It is a transcript of the gene MTG2, whose product is annotated as putative GTPase MTG2. The coding region runs from base 1 to 1641 and encodes 546 amino acids. The record is from RefSeq and is a predicted model, not a curated record. Gene Ontology annotation, molecular function: GTPase activity; GTP binding. Gene Ontology annotation, cellular component: mitochondrion. The transcript has a single exon. Lineage: Eukaryota; Fungi; Ascomycota; Saccharomycetes; Saccharomycetales; Saccharomycetaceae.
AUGCGUGUCAGUUGCUUAAAGAUAUGCCCCAUGACGCAAAUGGCAUCAUAUAAAAGCCUACCAAGAUGCUCAAUACGAUGGAAUUCUAAUUUUGCCCCAGAUAAUGCCCCACGAGCUACGGAUAAUGAGCAAUGGCUGGAUCAUCUCGCAAAAACUAGAAAGGUAUUGCAGCCACUGCCAGAACAUGGUAAUGGGGGAUACCUUUUGAACGAUGCUAAUCUGCCUGAAAACAGGAAGUUUCCUAUUGAGGUGGCUCCUGCUUCUUCUGACAGUCCAUACAUCAACGUAAGGUCAUCAUUGGCACAUUUUACAUCUAUACAAUAUCUUCAGACUUUUAAUAAACAUAAGCACAGACAAGGAAAUUUUGUUGAUGUACGAAUAAUCAAAUGCAGGAGCGGAAGUGGAGGCGAUGGUGCUGUUUCAUUCUUCAGAGAUGCAGGAAGAUCUAUCGGGCCACCUGAUGGUGGUGAUGGUGGUGACGGAGGAAGUGUCUAUGUUCAGUCUGUUGAAGGUCUCAAUUCAUUAUCAAAACUAAGAACUACCUAUACUGGUGGUGAUGGGUCAAAUGGUGCGGCAGACCAGCUUGACGGUGCUAGAGGCAAAGACACCCUUAUAACUGUUCCAGUGGGGACUAUUGUACGUUGGUGCAUGGAUCCCAGAGAAGUACGUGAACUUGUUUCCAAAAAGAUCAAAUAUAAAAAAAACAGUAAUCUACGAUCCAUAUUGGAGGAAACAAAAUUAAAACUUGAUUGUACGGGAAAGAAUCAGCCAAACUGUAUACAGCUAUUCAGGACAGCUUACAAUCCUGGAGAAGGUUGGGUUUUCAAGGGAAAGAGCAAAGAGUACCAUGAUGAUAAAGAUUGGUUUAUAGAAUUGAAGGAAAAGGUAAAAUCAUACGAUAUUGGCCUGUUUGGCACGGAGCUACAAGAGGAUAGGUUUCCGCUUUACGGACUCGAUUUGAGUAAAGUUACAGAAAAGCCAAUAUGUCUUUUAAAAGGUGGCAAAGGCGGUCUUGGAAACAUGCAUUUUUUAACCAAUUUGGUCAGAAAUCCUAGAUUCGCGAAAUCAGGUAGAAGUGGACUUGAGCAAUACCUUAUGUUCGAAUUAAAGAUGAUCGCUGAUUUGGGUUUAGUCGGUCUGCCGAAUGCCGGUAAAUCGACGAUUUUGAACAAAAUAUCGAAUGCGAGACCAAGAAUAGGUCAUUGGCAGUUUACCACUUUGAGUCCCACCAUUGGAACAAUUAAGUCAGUACGUGAUGAGACGACGUUUACGGUUGCCGAUAUACCAGGAAUCAUACAGGGUGCUUCCAAAGAUAAAGGAAUGGGACUUGAUUUUUUAAGGCACAUAGAGCGUUCUAAAGGCUGGGUAUUCGUCGUAAGCAUAGCGGAUGAAGAUCCUAUAGCAGAUCUCAACAUUCUCAUAAACGAACUUGGUGGACUGGAAAAGGUCCGAACUAAAAAUGUAUUGGUAGUAUGUAACAAGGCCGAUAUUGACUGCGAAAAGCCGGAAUCGAUAAACAAGUACCGCAAAAUCCAAACAUUUUGCCGCGAGCAAAGUUGGGAUUCUCUGCCAAUUAGUGCACUCAAAGAAGAGAAUAUAGAUGUGUUACUGGAAAAGAUGGCAAAGUGCGCCUUAUACUAG